This is a messenger RNA of Ambispora gerdemannii, 228 nucleotides long. The record is from the annotation of a GenBank genome assembly. Lineage: Eukaryota; Fungi; Glomeromycota; Glomeromycetes; Archaeosporales; Ambisporaceae.
AUGGACCAAGAAGCGAAUGAAUUCGCCCUAUUUACUUUUCAAUUCGGGAGAGACCAUCCUGAACGUGAAAUGGACCUUAACGAACUAUUUCAAAAGUACAAUGAGGCAAAGCAAGUAACCCAGUUGCGUGGUGGAGUCGAGGUGAAAGAAUUUGACCAUGAUUAUACUACUGUAUUAAAGAGCGCGUUUAAGAAUGCUUUGGUAAAACCUCGAGAGGACUAUGUCGAC